AUAUCAAUCUAAACUUACAAACUUAGGACGUGUAAUGGAAACUUAUGGUCCAAAGUUUUUAGGGACUUCAUACAAGGACCCAAUUGCAAGUUUUAACCAUUUCAGGAAAUUCUCUGUUGAACAUCCUGAGACUUAUUGGUCAGUUAUUCUAAAAGAGCUAUCAAUUGUGUUUCGGGUAGCUCCAAAAUGCAUUCUAGAUACUUCAGACAAGUCAAAACCUGGGGGUAGAUGGCUUCCAGGUUCACUUUUGAAUAUUGCUGAAUGUUGUUUAUUACCAUCAAGCCAUCCAAGAAAAGACGAUGAUAGUUGUGCUAUUGUAUGGAGGGAUGAAGGGUGUGAUGACUCAGAAGUGAGCUGUAUGACAUUAAAAGAACUUCGAGAACAAGUAAUAUUGGUGGCAAAUGCACUGGAGGUAACAUUCUCGAGGGGUGAUGCAAUUGCAAUUGACAUGCCAAUGACAAUCAAUGCAGUGAUUAUAUACUUGGCUAUUGUAUUAGCUGGACUUAUUGUAGUAUCAAUAGCAGACAGUUUUGCACCAAAGGAAAUAGCAACACGUUUACGGGUCUCUAAGGCAAAGGCUAUUUUUACUCAGGAUUUUAUACUAAGAGGAGGUCGGAAGUUUCCUUUAUACAGUCGAGUUGUAGAAGCUGCACCACAUAAAGCAAUAGUACUCCCUGUAAGUGGGAAUGAUAUAGACAUCA
Molecule: messenger RNA, 701 nt
Organism: Rubroshorea leprosula
Lineage: Eukaryota; Viridiplantae; Streptophyta; Magnoliopsida; Malvales; Dipterocarpaceae
Source: the annotation of a GenBank genome assembly